This is a messenger RNA of Ogataea angusta, 612 nucleotides long. RefSeq lists its product as uncharacterized. Gene Ontology annotation, biological process: regulation of exocytosis; protein secretion. Bases 1 to 612 code for a protein of 203 amino acids. Gene Ontology annotation, molecular function: GTPase activity; GTP binding. The transcript has a single exon. NCBI's taxonomy places the organism in Eukaryota, Fungi, Ascomycota, Pichiomycetes, Pichiales, Pichiaceae. The record is from RefSeq and is a predicted model, not a curated record.
AUGAACAACGAAUACGACUACCUUUUCAAGCUGCUGCUUAUCGGCGACUCCGGCGUGGGCAAGUCCUGUCUUCUGCUGCGGUUUGCAGAAGAUACGUACACCCAGGACUACAUAUCGACCAUCGGAGUGGAUUUCAAGAUCCGGACGAUCGAGCUAGACGGCAAGACGAUCAAGUUGCAAAUCUGGGACACCGCGGGCCAAGAGAGAUUCAGAACCAUCACCUCAUCGUACUACAGAGGAGCGCACGGGAUUAUCAUUGUGUACGACGUGACGGACCAGGAGUCGUUCAACAACGUGAACCAGUGGCUGCAGGAGAUCGACCGAUACGCCACCAGCGGCGUCAUGAAGCUGCUGGUCGGCAACAAGUGCGAUCUGACCGACAAGAAGGUGGUUGACUACGCCGUCGCCAAAGAGUUUGCCGACAGCAGGGGAAUCAAGUUUUUGGAGACUUCCGCAUCGCAGAGCACCAAUGUCGAGCAGGCGUUCAUUGUCAUGUCCAAGCAGAUCAAGUCGCAGAUGGCCAACUCGCAACCGGCCUCCAACACCGCAGGCAAGCCCAGUGUCAACCUCAGCGGCACCUCUGUGAUCAACCAGCAGGGCGGAUGUUGUUAG